This is a messenger RNA of Rosa rugosa (rugosa rose), 1674 nucleotides long. Its product is annotated as dnaJ protein homolog. Lineage: Eukaryota; Viridiplantae; Streptophyta; Magnoliopsida; Rosales; Rosaceae. The record is from RefSeq and is a predicted model, not a curated record. The transcript is spliced from 7 exons. Gene Ontology annotation, biological process: response to heat; protein refolding. Gene Ontology annotation, molecular function: ATP binding; Hsp70 protein binding. Gene Ontology annotation, cellular component: cytosol; cytoplasm. The coding region runs from base 188 to 1465 and encodes 425 amino acids.
AUAAUAAUCACCUGCUUUCCUCCUCUUGCUAUAAAACCUCUUCCAAGUCUUCCUCAUCUCUUUGAGUUCAAGUCGUUGCGUUUAGGUCGUGUUGCUUCCCCCAAGUCUUCGUCGUUGUUGUCCUCCUCGUUAAGAGAGAGAGAGAGAGGGAGAGAGAGGGGUCGUUUUAAUUAAAUCGAAAUCGAAGAUGUUCGGAGGAGGAGGUAGGGCGCCCAAGAAGAGCGAUAACUCCAAGUACUAUGAGAUUCUGGCUGUCUCCAAGACUGCCUCGCCUGAAGAUUUGAAGAAGGCUUACAAGAAAGCCGCCAUCAAGAACCAUCCUGAUAAGGGCGGAGAUCCUGAAAAAUUUAAAGAGUUGGCUCAGGCUUAUGAGGUUCUUAGUGACCCGGAAAAGCGGGAAAUUUAUGAUCAGUACGGUGAGGAUGGACUCAAGGAAGGAAUGGGAGGACCGGGUGGCCAUGACCCAUUUGACAUCUUCUCCUCUUUCUUUGGUGGUGGUGGCGGCCCAUUUGGAGGCAUGCCAGGUGGUAGUAGAGGACGGAGACAGAGACGUGGAGAAGAUGUGGUUCACUCGUUGAAGGUCUCUUUGGAAGACUUAUAUCUUGGAACCUCGAAGAAACUUUCCCUAUCUCGCAAUGUGUUGUGCUCCAAGUGCAAAGGCAAGGGGUCAAAAUCUGGAGCCUCGACCAAGUGUGGUGGUUGCCAAGGAACUGGUAUGAAGGUGACUAUUAGGCAUCUUGGACCGUCUAUGAUUCAACAGAUGCAGCAUGCUUGCAAUGAAUGUAAGGGUACUGGAGAGACCAUCAGUGACAAGGACCGCUGUGGACAGUGCAAGGGAGAGAAGGUUGUUCAAGAAAAGAAAGUUUUGGAAGUCCAUGUGGAGAAGGGUAUGCAGAAUGGACAGAAGAUCACAUUUCCUGGUGAAGCUGAUGAAGCUCCUGACACAGUCACUGGUGAUAUAGUUUUCAUCAUUCAGCAAAAGGAACAUCCCAAAUUCAAGAGAAAGAUGGAUGAUCUUUUUGUGGAGCACUCUUUGUCACUCACAGAUGCUCUAUGUGGUUUCCAGUUUGUGCUGAACCAUUUGGAUGGCAGGCAGCUACUCAUCAAAUCAAACCCUGGCGAAGUUGUGAAGCCUGAUUCGUUUAAGGCCAUCAACGAUGAGGGUAUGCCAAUGUACCAGAGACCAUUCAUGAAGGGCAAGCUGUACAUCCAUUUCUCAGUGGACUUCCCUGAAACUCUGAGCCUCGAGCAGGUCAAGGCUUUGGAAGCUGCUCUUCCCUCAAGGCCAUCAUCUCAGGAGCUGACAGAUAUGGAGUUGGAUGAGUGUGAGGAGACGACUCUGCAUGAUGUGAACAUGGAGGAGGAGAUGAGGAGGAAACAGCACCAGGCUCGUUCGGAGGCAUAUGAUGAGGAGGAUGACGACAUGCCUGGUGGUGCGCAGAGGGUGCAAUGUGCACAGCAGUGAUUGUAUUCUUAACAACUCAAAAAGGAUGUAUUGACUGUGAUGUGAUGAGUGGCGGUCUAGCUGGGACCCUAGAAUUUUGGCAAGACUAUAAGAUUAUUUUGUAACCUUUUCUAUUCUAUUCUUGAACUCUUUAUAAAUGACCAUCAUUCUGUGGUGAAUUUGAAUGGUCUGUUCCCAGCUAUUAUUUUAAGUGCUUUCCGAUUCUGUUA